AUGGCUGAUUGGCGCAUAUACUCGUGUGUACAGCGGAAUGUGGGGCUCGUGGAUCACAGGAGGGACUUGGUCUAGGGAAGUGUUUUAUUCAGGCGAUUCAAGGUGAUUCUAAUUAAGGAUUCAAGCGAUCGGGGUACCUGUUUUUCAUCUUUCCCUUCUUUGUAAAUCAUGUGAUUUUGAACAUGAGUAUCUAUCACGACGAAGUGGAAAUCGAAGACUUUGAAUAUGACGAGGAAGAGGAGAUGUACUACUACCCAUGCCCUUGUGGCGAUAGGUUUCAAAUAUCGAAGGAAGAGCUGAUAGCCGGUGAGGAGACAGCCACUUGUCCCAGCUGUUCAUUGAUAGUCAAAGUUAUCUAUGAUCCGGACAUGUUCCAAGCGGAAGAGGACGAAGAAACCAUAUUAAAUGAAAAAUUAAGUGAUUUGAAAUUGGAGAAAAAUUGAGUGCUAAUUUAGAUUAAAAGAAAUCCUUCCUUAGAAUAUUUUAAGUUUAUAACUUUUAUUGGUUUUUCUAAUAAAGAAUAUUUACUACGUGAA
This is a messenger RNA of Hermetia illucens (black soldier fly), 536 nucleotides long. It is a transcript of the gene Dph3, whose product is annotated as DPH3 homolog. Gene Ontology annotation, molecular function: metal ion binding. The transcript is spliced from 3 exons. Lineage: Eukaryota; Metazoa; Arthropoda; Insecta; Diptera; Stratiomyidae. Gene Ontology annotation, biological process: protein histidyl modification to diphthamide. The record is from RefSeq and is a predicted model, not a curated record. The coding region runs from base 183 to 443 and encodes 86 amino acids.